Sabethes cyaneus is the source of this 3867-nucleotide messenger RNA. RefSeq lists its product as uncharacterized. The record is from RefSeq and is a predicted model, not a curated record. The transcript has 2 exons. Gene Ontology annotation, molecular function: nucleic acid binding. Gene Ontology annotation, biological process: DNA integration. NCBI's taxonomy places the organism in Eukaryota, Metazoa, Arthropoda, Insecta, Diptera, Culicidae. The coding region runs from base 1 to 3867 and encodes 1288 amino acids.
AUGCCUGCCGCUAAAUCCAAACUUCCGUCACUGAAGUCACUGCAAACGAAGCUGCGCGGAUUACAAACGUCGUUCGACAAUAUGUGUCGAUUUAUGGAGCAGUACCGGGAUGAUACGAGAUCGGCAGAGGUCAACGUACGACUGGAGCAGCUGGAUCGAUUGUGGGAUAAAAUGAACGAGGCCAUCGAUGACGUCGAAUCCCACGAAGAAUCGAUAGAAGAAGCAGAUAGUUUCGUCAAAAAUCGGAUCGAUUUCGAGAACCGUUUUUACGAGCUGAAAGCUUUUCUUGUUGGUAAGCAAAGAGAAGAUUGUGACCAAACCGUACUUAACCAGACUACUCGCUCUCUCGAUAAUCCCCCCGGGCCCACCCCUCAUGUGCGAUUACCACAAAUUACUCUUCCUAAAUUUAGUGGUAAGAUAGAUGAAUGGCUUACCUUUCGUGAUCUCUUUACCUCACUGAUACAUAGGCAGACCGACCUGCCCGAGAUCGAAAAGUUUCACUAUUUGCGUAGUCAGCUGGAAGGAGAAGCUUUAUCGAUUAUCGAUUCACUUCCCCUUAUCAAGGCAAAUUAUACUGUUGCAUGGGAACUACUGACGAAGCGUUACUCAAACACGAAGGUUCUCCGUAAACGUCAGGUUCAGGCACUCUUUGAGUUACCAACGAUUCGGAGAGAAUCGGCUUCUGAGUUAAAUUCUCUACUAGACAAUUUCGAAAAGAUAGUUAAGUCAUUGGAUCAGGUCACUCCCCAGCAGACUGACUAUAAGGAUAUGCUACUGGUGCAUCUACUUUGUUCGCGUUUGGAUCACACUACUAGAAGGGGAUGGGAGGAAUUUUCCUCCACCAAAGAAUCGGAUACCAUAAAGGAUCUUACUGAGUUCUUACAGCGUCGGGCCAGAAUUUUGGAAUCUGUGCCCAUCAAGCCCAGCGAAAUUAAGGCAGAGUACACACAACCUAAGCGUCCAAACAAAAUAGCCACGGUCAAAGCAUACAAUGCAUCGGUUCAACGACCUUCGACGAGCGGCACAUGUGUCAGCUGUUCCGAUAAUCAUCUUCUCUACCAAUGUCCAUCAUUUCAAAGGUUAUCGGUUUCGGAGAGAGAUGCACUUCUGCGUAGCCAUUCCCUGUGUCGAAAUUGUUUCCGGCGGGGUCAUCAUGCGAAAGAAUGCAAUUCGAAAUUCACUUGCAGGCAAUGUAAAGGGAAACACCAUACGCUCGUGUGCUUCAGGAGUAAAGCAACCGAAGAAAAACCAAAACCCAAUGGCGAACCAACUUCGGCGGUGAUGGCUGCAACCGAAGAAGCAAUCGAACCAAAGGUGGUCAACUUGGCGACCACCAGCAAGGUGGUUUGCAACACGGUAUCUAGUUCAUCGACUGGAGUGUUUUUACUCACUGCUAUUGUUACUCUGGUGGACGACCGAGGUCAACAGGUUCAUGCUCGAGCAUUAUUAGAUAGUGCGGCGGAGUGUAAUUUAAUAAGCGAUCGAGUGCGAAAAUCUCUUACGGUUAAAGAGCAACCAUGUACGGUCGAGGUGGUAGGCAUCCAAGGUUUAUCUUCUAAGGUACAGAGGAAAAUCACUGUCAUGGUACAAUCCAGGUUUUCAGAGUUUUCGCAACCAAUGGAAAUGUACAUUCUACCCAAAAUCGCAGCACAAGUGGCAGUCAUAUUGGUCGACGUCAACCAAUGGAAUUUACCGAGUGGGAUCGAACUGGCGGAUCCGACAUUCUUCAAAGGUGGCUCAGUUGACUUGGUAUUGGGGGCUGAGGCCUUUUUCGAUUUUUUCACAACUGGCCGUAAAAUCCGACUUGGAAACAACUUACCCUCGUUGGUGGACUCUGUGUUUGGAUGGGUGGUCACGGGCAAAUGUUCGGUGGCUGCUUCCGUUAAAUCUGUCGUUUGCGACCUUGCAAUAAACUACAAUUUAGAUAGCCUACUGGAGAAGUUCUGGGAAUCUGAAGACAUUGGACAAAGGCACAACUACUCUCCCGAGGAAUCAAGAUGUAUGGAGUAUUUCACCAAAACUACCCGACGGCAGCCUUCGGGUCGGUAUACUGUGUCCUAUCCGAGAAAUGAUGAGUUACUUGCCAAGCUAGGUGAUUCGAAGGAGAUAUCUGAGCGUAGAUUCUUACAAAUAGAGAAGCGAUUGGGGCGAGAUGAGAAGCUGCGAGAACAAUAUGCCGACUUCAUGAAAGUGUAUGAAUGCAUGGGCCACAUGAAAUUAAUCGACGAUGAACACGAUACGGAUGUUAAGCGAUGUUUUCUCCCACAUCAUCCAGUGGUGAAAGAAGACAGCACAACCACUAAGGUGCGGGUGGUGUUUGAUGCCUCCGCAAAAACAUCUAGCAACGUUUCCUUGAAUGAUAGCUUGCUGGUCGGUCCGGUCAUUCAAGAAGAUUUGCGUUCGAUAAUUCUUCGUAGCCGCACACGCCAGGUGAUGGUGGUCGCCGAUAUUGAAAAGAUGUUUCGGCAAAUUGAUAUUCAUCCCGAAGACCGGCAAUUUCAAUGCAUUUUGUGGCGUACCUCUCCCAACGUCCCUCUGUCUACGUAUGAACUAUCGACAGUCACAUACGGUACCAAGCCAGCACCGUUUCUUGCAACAAGAGUACUUAUGCAGCUGGCCACUGAUGAGGAGAAGCGGUUUCCGUUGGCUUCGACUGCUGUUAGAGAGGACUUUUAUAUGGACGACGUGAUAACAGGUGCUGACGAUCCAAUCACAGCUACAGAACUUCGCAUCCAACUGCAGGAGAUGCUACGCAGCGGUGGAUUUUGGCUACGAAAGUUUGCUUCUAAUUGUGAAACCGUACUGGCAGGAUUACCGGAGGAAGAACUCGCAAUUCAAGCAGAUGAUGGGAUUAAUCUGGACCCUGAUCCCAUGUUUAUGGCUGAUUUACCGGCAUCGAGAGUUACGGCGGCGAGACCAUUUUCGACUACAGGCGUCGAUUAUUUUGGGCCGGUGUACGUUAGAUCAGGAUACCGGCGGACCGCAGUAAAAGCAUACGUAUCGGUGUUUGUCUGCUUUGUGACGAAGGCGACACACCUAGAAUUGGUCACUGAUCUUUCGACGGCACGGUUUAUUCAGGCUUUGCGGAGAUUCAUGUCACGUCGGGGAAAUUGUGCUACAUUGUGGUCCGAUAAUGGCACUAACUUCGUUGGAGCUAAAAACCAGAUGCGAGAGUUGCUGAAAAUCCUGAACACCAAAGAACAUCACCAGAAGGUUGCCAAGGAGUGUGCAGACGAUGGAAUGCAGUGGAAGUUUAUACCCCCUGGAGCUCCCCAUUUCGGUGGCCUCUGGGAGGCUGCUGUGCGAUCGGCGAAAAAACAUCUUUUGAAGGUGCUGGCGGACACGCCAGUCUCCUACGAGGAUAUGACGACUCUUCUAACACAAGUCGAGUGCUGUCUGAACUCGCGGCCUCUGACGCAGCUUUCGGUUGAUCCUGAUGACUUGCGGCCACUCACACCAGGUCAUUUCCUGGUUGGUUCUGCUCUCCAAUCCAUACCAUCAGCAGACUACACCGACACAGCUUACGGGAGACUAAAGACGUGGGAAGCUGUACAGAAGAGGUUGCAAGACUUUUGGCGGCGAUGGAAAACCGAGUACCUCAAUCAACUACAAGGGCGCGUUAAGUGGUGGAAACCACCAGUUGGAAUAAGGCAAGGCAGCUUAGCAGUGAUUCGUGAUGACAACCUACCGCCAACGAAAUGGAGAAUGGCGCGAAUCAUUUCGACCCACCCGGGAUCAGAUGGGGUGGUCCGAGUAGUCACUCUACAAACAGCGAACGGGACAGUGGAUAGACCGGUUGACAAAAUUUGCAUCUUACCGGUUGCAACGGAUGACGGAGAUUUCAAUGUGAACGAAACGAUCAACUGA